Molecule: messenger RNA, 2116 nt
Organism: Suillus paluster
Lineage: Eukaryota; Fungi; Basidiomycota; Agaricomycetes; Boletales; Suillaceae
Product: poly polymerase catalytic domain-containing protein
Exons: 21
Coding region: 119-1960 (613 amino acids)
Molecular function (GO): NAD+ poly-ADP-ribosyltransferase activity
Source: RefSeq, a predicted model, not a curated record
UGGCACCACAUUUUCAACACGCGCCCACCACCUUGACUCAAGUCGGUGAUAGGGGCGCGUUAUUUAAACCUCUUCUAUCCCACUCAUUAGUUCUUAUUUCUCUUUCCCACUCUCUGCCAUGCCCCCUCGCAAGAAAGCUGUUCCCUCCACCGAUGUUGCAGGCGUUGCUAAGCCGGGGUCCUCGCGGACCACUAGAGCUAGUACGAGACAGGCAACCACUGCACCUACUUCUACUGCAGUUACAGCAAAACCCGUCUCCAAACCAAAAUCAAGCAAGGCGAAGCGUGCCCGCGCCGACCUCAGCGAGGAUGAGGCAGAUGACACCCCUGCUAAAAAGGUUAAGGCGGACAAGGACGAUGACACUGCUGACAACAUGACUGACGAUAACACUAAGAAGAUGGUCACUGUUGUGAAAAGAGGUGCUGCGCCGGUAGACCCAAUAUCCAGCUUCGUUAAUUCACAUCAAGUCUACUCCAAUGCUGAAAGUGUCUGGGACGCAAUGCUUAACCAAACUGAGGUUGGCUCGAACAAGAACAAAUUCUAUGUGAUCCAACUUUUGCAUGUCGUCGGCGAUGACACGCAAUGCUUGCUCUGCACGCGUUGGGGCCGCGUUGGUGAGAAUGGUCAAAGCCAAGUCAAGGGACUAUGGCCAUCUGUUUCUGCCAUUAACGAGUUUAAGAAGCAGUUCAAGUCGAAAUCUGGCGUUGCGUGGCCUCAGCGCUUUGGCAUGGUGGCUGCGAAGGGAAAAUAUACAUGGCUAGAGCGUGCAUUCGAGAAUGAAGAUGACAAGGCGGAAGGCAGCGGCAGCAAGAAUAAAGAAGACGACCCCGUUCCAGAUUCCAAACUGGCGCCUGAGUUGCAGGCAUUCUGCAACCUCAUUUUCUCUUCCAAGCUCAUUGAUGCUCACUUAUCGUCGAUGAACUACGAUGCCAAUAAACUUCCCCUGGGUAAACUCGCUAAGUCGACUAUCCUCAAUGGAUUUGCGGCAUUGAAGAAACUUGCGGAAGUGGUCGAGCAUCCGGAUGGCGACAUGGCGAAAUCUUUGGGAGGGUUCCGUACUGCAUGUGAAACGCUUACUUCGGAAUACUAUUCCAUCAUCCCUCAUGCGUUCGGGCGCAAUAGGCCCACUGUAAUCGGCGACCAGGAACUAUUGAAGAGGGAACUGAACCUUGUCGACGCUUUGGGUGACAUGGAAAUCGCUCAUAAACUCAUAACCGCCACUAUUAAUGUAGACGACAACGGGAAGCCACUUAACCCGCUGGACGCGCACUUCCGCUCGUUGGGUCUCAAUUCGAUGGAUCCUGUGGCUCGAAACAGCUCGGAAUUUACUGCUCUCUCACGUUACAUCUCCGACACACAUGGACAGACGCAUCACUUUAGGGCGUCGGUUUUACAUGCAUUUAGAGUGGAGAGAGAGGCAGAGACCUCUGCAUGGCUUGCGAAGGGGUACGAUAAGCUUGCACCAGGUGAUCGGAUGCUCUUGUGGCAUGGUUCUAGGACUACCAACUUUGCUGGUAUCCUCAAACAGGGCCUCCGGAUCGCCCCUCCGGAAGCCCCUGUCACAGGCUACAUGUUCGGCAAAGGUGUAUAUUUUGCAGAUAUGAUGUCAAAAUCUGCAAACUACUGUUUCGCUAGUUUGAGUAAUCAAAUCGGCGUGUUACUCCUCUGUGAAGUAGCUGUAAAACCGUUUCUCGAGAUGAACAAUGCAAACUACAGCGCCGAUGAAGAUUGCAAGAAAAGCAAGAAGCUGGCGACCAAAGGGGUAGGAAUGACGCAACCUACCGAUUGGCAAGAUGCUGGGAUGGCACUCAACCAUAAAGAACUUGAGGGCGUCCAUAUGCCCAAGGGAGAGCCGUCGAAUGUCAACCCCCCCGGAGCCUAUCUUACGUACAACGAGUACAUUGUCUAUGACCCGUCCCAAAUUCGCUUGCGGUACCUGCUCAUGGUAAAGAUGGGUUGAGUCAGGAAAUGCAUAUGUAGUUUCUUUUUCCACUAUUGGCUACUUGUUUUCCUUAGACUCAAAUUCUAGCAUUGUCGCCGUCAUAAUAAAGAAGGAACGAUCUGCCUACCCCGUCUUAACUCUUCGACGAUAAUACUAAUAGAGAUCAAAUGAGGA